Nannochloropsis gaditana CCMP526 is the source of this 453-nucleotide messenger RNA. RefSeq lists its product as uncharacterized. The record is from RefSeq and is a predicted model, not a curated record. The transcript has a single exon. The coding region runs from base 1 to 453 and encodes 150 amino acids.
AUGGGCUGGUUUCCUCUGUCCAUGGGUGUAGCCCUUACUCUUGGCAACCCCGUGUAUCCUGCGGCCUUUUUGGGGUUUCUCUAUCUGUCUCGCCCCACGGAGGCACCCGAUGUGGCAGCUGCCGUGGCGGCCGUGCUGGUGGCGGGGGUAGUGAACCCUUUAUUGGUAUCUUUCACCGAGGCUACGGGGCUGGAUGAUACAUUUCUGGCCCGCUUCCCCUUUUUCCUUGGAGCUGCCACCAGCGCCUACGUCCUGGCCCAGGUCUUGACCGAGGGGAAGGAGGUGUUUCAGGAUGCGCCGCGACGGGCGGAGAAAGAGCGUGUUCCCGGGCUCAAGCAGGAGAGAGAUCUGAGGUUCUUCGACGUCAAGAUGAAGAACAAAAAUGGGACAGAAGGGGAAGAAGCCAAUUUGACGGUUGAAGUGCAAGAAAAACCGGGGCAAAGCGAGGUGUAG